AUGUUUUGUAUCAAACAUGACAUCUUGAUACCCAAUUUUGAUGAGCCCUAUUCUAACUCUGGAAGAUCACGACGUAAAAUUGUUGAUCAUACUGUUUUACAUCAUUUUCGUGUGGAAGUAUUUUAUAAGAUUAUUGAUUGGCAACUUCAAGAACUUAAUGAUCGUUUCAAUGAGGUGACAAGUGAUUUGUUUCAUGGAGUAGCUUGCUUGAAUCCAGUUAAUUCAUUUUCUAGUUUUGACAUCGGAAAAAUAAUGAGAAUGGCUAAAUUAUAUCCUGAUGACUUUGAUCAAUUUAGUAUGGGCGUCCUUCAGAAUCAGCUUGCCAAUUACAUUAUCGAUGUACGCGAUACUAAUAAAAGAUUCUCUGAUUUAGGUGGACUUGGUGAACUUUCAAGAAAAUUGAUAGAGACAAAGAAAAACUUAACUUAUCCACUUAUAUUUCGCUUAGUGAAAUUUGCUUUGCUUUUGCCAGUUGCUACUGCAACCGUUGAAAGAGCUUUCUCGGCAAUGAAGUAUAUUAAAAAUGACUUGGGAAAUCGAAUGGAUGAUGAGUUUUUAGACGGUUGUAUAGUGCCUUAUGUAGAAAAGAAAGUAUUUCGUACUAUUUCUAAUGAGUCUAUUAUAAAAACGUUUCAGGAUAUGAAACCUCGUCGAGUACAAUUGUAA
Molecule: messenger RNA, 666 nt
Organism: Solanum stenotomum
Lineage: Eukaryota; Viridiplantae; Streptophyta; Magnoliopsida; Solanales; Solanaceae
Exons: 1
Coding region: 1-666 (221 amino acids)
Molecular function (GO): protein dimerization activity
Source: RefSeq, a predicted model, not a curated record